AUGACGGAGGCGGAGGAGCUGCGGCCCGUUCCCAGGGAGCGGGCCAUCCUGGAGAGCUUCUUCACCCAGCUGGGCAUGUUCUCCUUCGACCGGGCCAAGGACUACGUGGAGAAGGAGAAGGACAACAGCAAGAGCUCCGGGGCCAUAUGGGGCGCUCUGCUGGCGGCGCUGGCGCAUCUGUCCGCGGCGGAGAAGGCUUAUCACAACAUGACAUUCCUGGGACAGAAACUAGGAGGCCAGUCCUUCUUCAGCCGCAAGGACUCCAUCCGCACCAUCUACACGUCCCUGUACAACGAGCUGAGGAAGGUGGCGACGGCGGGACGCCACAGCCAGCCGGCGUCCUCCUCCUCCUCCUCCUCCUCCUCGUCCUACCUGGAGGACCUGCUGUCGCACCUGUCCGAGCAGCUGUGCCACUUCACGCAGGCGCGCAUGGAGAUGGCCGACCUGUACGAGAAGAUGCACUCGCUGGGCGGCCAGAAGAGCAUCAACUCGGACGAGCUGGUCACGACGCUGGAGGCCGUGCUGCACAAAUACAGCUCCAAGUUCCAUCACCCGAUCCUGGGCCGCGUCGAGGAGGGAUUCCAGACGGAGGUGGACGUCGUGACCCAGCUGCUGCGCUGCCAGGCCCAGGUCUCCGAGUGGCACUUCCUGCCGGCGCUGCUCAGCCUCCACGGGGCCAACUCCAAGCUGACGGCGUGGGGCCAGCUCUUCCAGCGGCAGAAGGAAACCCGCAAGCACCUGUUCGGGGGCCAGUCCCAGAAGUCCGUGCAGCCCCCGCACCUGUACACGUGGCUGCAGCGCUUCCAGGCGACGCUGCUCGCCAAGUUCAGCUUCUACUUCCACGAGGCGCUGAGCCGGCAGACGGCGGCGGCCGACAUGCGAGCGCUGACGGCGCGCACGGCGCAGGACUACCACGGCAAGAUCUCCUCCUUCAUACGCAAGCACGACGCCAGCAACGUGUCGCUGGUGUUCGACAACCGCGGCUCCGAGAGCUUCCAGGGCCACGGGUACCACCACCCGCACUCGUACCGGGAGGCGCCGAAGGGCGUGGAGCAGUUCCCCGCCGUGGUGUCGCUGCCGUCGGGCGAGCGGCCGCUCACACACUGGCCCAACGUCAUCAUGAUGAUGGGCGACCGCGCCGCCGAGCUCAACACCCUGGACAAGGUGGUGCACUUCUACGACGACAAGGUCCAGAGCACCUACUACCUGACGAGGCCCGAGCCACACUUCACCCUGGUGGUGAUCUUUGACGGCAGGAAGUCGGAGAAGGACCUGCACAUCGCCGCCUUCCUCCAGGAGAUCUCCGGCUCCCUGAGGAACUCCAAACCCUUCAGCACCCUCAAACCCGGCUCCAAGGGCUGAGCUCAAGUCGCUUCUGCUCAUUUCUUGUACUUUGAAUCUAAUUUUGCCAAAAAAAAAUUGCUCCAGACCAAAGACUCAAACUGAUUUUUACAUGUUGGGCUUAAUUUUAAUUGUUUCUGUUUCAAAUAAUUAGUUUUAACAUGUUUACUUUUAUUUGUGAUGGAUUGUUUUGCUGGAUAGAGUUUAAAUAAAGAUUUGAAACGAG
Messenger RNA from Mugil cephalus (flathead mullet), 1567 nucleotides. It is a transcript of the gene kics2, whose product is annotated as KICSTOR subunit 2. Gene Ontology annotation, biological process: protein localization to lysosome; negative regulation of TORC1 signaling; cellular response to glucose starvation. The coding region runs from base 1 to 1362 and encodes 453 amino acids. The transcript is spliced from 3 exons. The record is from RefSeq and is a predicted model, not a curated record. Gene Ontology annotation, cellular component: KICSTOR complex. NCBI's taxonomy places the organism in Eukaryota, Metazoa, Chordata, Actinopteri, Mugiliformes, Mugilidae.